Orbicella faveolata is the source of this 2025-nucleotide messenger RNA. RefSeq lists its product as uncharacterized. The record is from RefSeq and is a predicted model, not a curated record. Lineage: Eukaryota; Metazoa; Cnidaria; Anthozoa; Scleractinia; Merulinidae. Gene Ontology annotation, molecular function: calcium ion binding. Gene Ontology annotation, cellular component: endoplasmic reticulum.
UGCCGUUAUGGUCCAGUAACAUUGUCUCAUAAGUUUUACAGUUAAUCUAGCAAUUGUUUUGCAUCUUUUCAUUAAACCUAUUGAUCACGGAAAAACUACGGCUCGAAAGUAAUGUGAAAGCAUUUACAACCAGUAUGUUAGAAAUUUAAACCAAACUGGCAGAAAUCAAUAACACGGAAAAGUGGCUCAUCAAUGAAAAAAAUAGAUGAUAAGUCUUUUUAGAAGCACUUAAAGACCCCUGUGGUGGAAUUUACCUUCUUUGAUGUCAGACGCAAUAUGAAAUAUCGAUGAGUGCUUCUGUGCAGGGUUAAAAUAAUACGCUAGACUGGUCAUAAAUAAAAGAACUUAUAUUGCAAGGACGGUUGGGUUUACGUUAUAAAUUUACAUUUUCCGUUUACGUUAUAAGACGCAUACAAAGCUCUGUGUGAUAGCGACACGUGAGAAAAAAAAACUAUUUUUGUUGAAAAUUACUGAACAUAUUUCUUUGUUAUUAAAUUUAAUUAUAGUCUUAAAAAAUCAUGGAAAGUUUAGACCAGUUUGUGAGUUCGUGACUCAAAUAUUUGCUGUAAAAAGCAGUUCCUUGUGGUUACGUCCUUUCCCCUCCCGUGUUUACUCAAGGGGUUCUAAAUUUGAGCUCUUUUGUUAUAAAGGACCAUGUUUGACGACAUUGCAAAUGAGCUCAACGCUAGAAUGCGCAUCGUCCGAUAUGACUUAUAGCGACGUGGCGUAACGCGAACGAACGGGAAACGUGGCCCAAUUUUGAAUAAAUUGGUAAAUCGCAGCUAUUUGCUAGCUUCUUUAAGAUUGCUAAUCCGCUCUCUCGCUGCGAAAAGUCACGUUUAAUCAAGAUGUCUGGAGUUUGGAAAACCUAUUGUGUUUUGCUGCUAUGUGUUAGCUCUUUAAAAGUGCUUGCAGCGGACAACACAUCUUCUCAAAAGGGCAAAGACGAAGAACAUGAGGACGCCAAAAUGACAGAUGAAGAAGUCACUGAAGAAUUAACGAAAACCAUGAGAACGGUUCUAUCAGAGGCAGAUACAAACAAGGAUGGUAAAAUAUCACUAGACGAGCUGACAGCCUGGACACAGAAAGCUUUGAGAGCUAUUCACAAACGAGAAACUAAAGAUCGACUGGAAAAACUGGACGCGAACAAAGAUGGACUUAUCUCAUGGGAGGAAUUUCAAAUGAGUAAAGAAAACAUAGGAGCCGCAACAGAAGAACAGAAGAAGAUAAGAUUUCGUCACGCAGAUACUGAUAAAGAUGACUUGUUGUCGGAAAAUGAACUCAACUCCAUGUUCCAUGCCCAAGAGAAGCCACACAUGCAUGAUGUGAUUUAUGAGGAAUAUAUGGGGAUUGGAGACGUUGACAAAGAUGGACGUUUAUCAUUAAAGGAGUAUAAAACGAAGAUGUUCAAGGGAAGUAAAGAGAGGGGAAAAGCUGCAGAUACGUUUUUUAACCAGCAAGAUAAGAAUGAAGAUGGUUACCUCGACCGAGAGGAGAUAAAGCUAUGGCUGAGGUCAAUUAACACCGCUUCUAAAGCGAAAACACAAGCGAAACACUUCUUGGACACGGCGGACGAAAACAAGGAUGGCUUCCUGAGUACAGAUGAAAUAAAGAAAAAUACUGAACUGUUUUUAUCUGCCGCUAAAACGGUACGCGAGGGUAAGGAACAAGCUGAAAGCAAACCUCAAGACGGCAGGUGUCCGUUUUCGCACAGACCAGGGAAAAAAGCUAAAGAAGCGAAAAAAGCGAAAGACAAUAAAGAAGCUAAUGAAGAAGCCAGAGAAACUAAAGAAGCUAAUGAAGAAGCUAAAGAAACUAAAGAAGCUAAUGAAGAAGCUAAAGAAACCAAAGAAGUUAAAGAACCUGAAGAUGAGAAGAAAUCGGAAGAUAAGGAUGUUAAAGAUGAGCUGUAAAAAUAAUCAGCAGCUUAGAUCAUCUCUUGGAAGAAGAAUCUGUUUGUAAAUUGUGUUUUGAAAUAUCUCAGUGUCACAUGGUGCUAAAUAAACUACAAAUUUUUCACUUCAA